This is a messenger RNA of Planococcus citri (citrus mealybug), 2764 nucleotides long. RefSeq lists its product as uncharacterized. Bases 167 to 1639 code for a protein of 490 amino acids. The transcript has 2 exons. NCBI's taxonomy places the organism in Eukaryota, Metazoa, Arthropoda, Insecta, Hemiptera, Pseudococcidae. The record is from RefSeq and is a predicted model, not a curated record.
AUUCAUCGUGUGCAAAUUAUCGUAUUUUAAUUUAUGGUGGUACUAGUUACAUAAAGUAUUUUGCUUUUUGAAAGUUCUGUUUCUGUGGUGUGAAUACGUGAAAGCAGUUGAAAAUUUCUCCAGGAGGUUUGGGUUGAAAUUUUGUCUUAAAGGAGAAUUAUUGAAAAUGGCUGAAAUCACUUCUGAUGUGUUCGACAUAUUUCAUCCGACUCCAGUUCCCCUGAGAGAGUUAUCAGCAAUCGUCAUUAGUCUCGAAAUAUGGCGCUGCGAAAUGAAUAAAUACCGUUCUAGCGGUUUGUUGAAGGACUUUUGUCCAUCUGGUCAAAGUAUCUCAUCGAAAACCAUGAUUCCCGAUUUGCCAUCUGUAAUUUAUCCCAUGAUAGAUACGUAUAUUGAAAGAUUUGCACUUUCAAUGAAUGACUGGCUGUGGAGACAUCAUCUAACAGUAUUUCAUCAUUAUUACUACUAUAAAAACUCUAUUUUGUAUUACUUCGAAGAUUUUGUAUGCGAUUACAACGGUACCAUUGAUUACGAGAGGACUUCCGAACGUAUGACGCAUUGUGAUCGAUUUGACAUACAUCAAAAGUUCUUAAUUGCUUGUACGUAUUGCUUAGAAGACGAUAUCGUACGAAUUUGGCCUGCACUUGGAUUGAAAAAGACGGACUUGCUGUAUAAAAGGUAUUAUGAAAAUCAGCAAUUCGCGUAUUGGAUUGAUUUUCUCGAAAAUCAUAUCAAGAAAACCGAUCCUACUAUCGAAGAAUGGGUGUUAAGUGACUUCACGCCUCACAGUAGAUCAUCGUUGGAAUAUUUUUGGAAUCUUACUUCAUCGGAAAAUUGUUUGCGGGCAGCUAUCGAACUUUGUGUUUAUGAUUUACCAUUGUUGGUUCGAUUCAUUUUACCAAAAUUGGACGAUCAACAGCUCAAUGAAUUUCUUCAUACAAAUGGUUGUGAAUUGUUGUACGCUUUGUUGAAAAGAUCUUGUUACGACGGAGAAUUCGUUCUAUCGGCGUGGAUUUGGGUUAAAAACAUGUUGAACGAGAUUGAUUUUACAAAUCUGAUUGUGAAAGUUAUGCAAAGCGAGGUUAGAGGAUACUGCGAGGUUUCCGAAUUGCAUCAAGAUGGCUGUACUUGGUUUGUGGACGAACAUGAAGACGAUCGUCGCGAAAUUGAUGAUGUUCUUCAAUUAUGUAUUGAAAUAUGGAACACGGCUGCGGAAAAUUUGAAAAGUUCGGCGGUUACAGACAUUACAUCGAAUACUAGAUUAUUUAAAGACAUAUUUACCUGGCUUGAACGCCCGCCGACCUCGGGAGAAUUCAAGUUAUCAUUGACUGUUCUUGCUUACGCCACCUACGAGCAGAGGAACGCUUUCUGGCAUAAUUGCUGGAAUGAUUUGAUUAUUGAAGCAUGGGGCGAAGGUUUACAUGAAAUAAUGCGACUAUGUUUACGAGACGAAGAUGAGAUAACUCAAUUUAAGACAAACGUUAUGGCCAAUGACGAAAAGGUACUUGGAUUUUGUGGAACGUUACUAGACGCAUCGAGUUUCGAUAAAUUGAAUGAUUUCGUGAGAUUUUUAUUUCCAGAAAUGCAAGCAGCGGUAAAUUUCAAACGGAUAAUAGGUUAUUACGAUUAUUACGAUUAGAUUUUCUCAAUGAUCGAUUUUCAAAUAUUCAAGAUUUUUGCUUUGAGAUCGUCCAGAAAGAAAAAGAAUUUAAUGAAAUUAUCAACUAUGCUUAUGACAAUGUCAAUCAGUAGAUAUACGGACUUUAAAAAUGUGCUUAUGUCGUCACCUUUCGUCUAAAAAAAUUUAUCAGUCAAUGUUUUAUUUGUACCUUAGCACAGCUUACUUAUUGAAUUUAUUGAUGCUUUUGUUUCGACUGAACGAAUUCUGGGCAAGGUGUCUAAAAGUCCUUUCGAUCCAGAAGGUCGGGUAAAGUUUGUCUUUUUACCUGUGGGUCUUUUUUUUUCAAAAAAGCCAGGAAAAAGUCGUUCUUUUUACCCGAAGGUCCUUCUUUUUACCGCAAAUUUUGAAAUAAUUCCGUCAUUUGAUCCAAAUUGAGCGAAUAAUGUAAUCUAAAUUUUUCAGAAUUUUUAAUUUUUUUAUUGAACGUCAAAAUAAUUGAAUAAUAAUAGCAAAGAAUUGAUUAUUUUGUUUCCAUUGUUUGAUGUAUUUUCGUGAUUAUUUUUUUUGUUUCUUUUACAAAUUGUACAUUUUUCAAUUUUUUUUUGACGAUCUUGUGAAAACGAAUGAGGUGAUGGAUGGGGGGGGGGGGGGAUAUCAGUACUUUUUCAAUUUUGAAAAUGUGCUUCUCUAAGUCCUUCCAAGGUCCGUAUUUUUAGUUUUCAGAUUUUUUCAGACACUCUGUGUGUAGUUGAAACUCGUAUAAUUAAUUUUUCAAAUAAUUAUAUGUAGAAGCAGCGAACUAUACAUCUAUAGUAUCGAAAUCUUCGUUCAUCUCUGUUUUAUUAUGGUGUUUGGAAAGUUCUGAGGAAGUUUGAAAAUUUGAGCUGAGCAAUUUAAUAAUCUAAAAAUCACCUCUAGUUGAACGAUUUUUCGUAAAAGUCGCCAUCUGGGAUGAUCUUUUCAAGCAAGUUUUUCACAUUCUGAUUAUCUGUUUAUUGUUCGUUCGUUCGUUUGUUUUUUUUUUUUUUAAUUUUUUCAUUUGAUAACUUUAAGUAUUUUAGUCUUGUGUAAAAAAUCCAUGAAUGUUAUAUGUACUCGUAUACAUGUCAAGUUUCAAUCAUGUAAAUCCGUAAUUAAAUUGCA